AUGGCCGUCAUGGGUGUGUGUAAGUGUGCGACGACUCGAAGAACCGUCCUUCCGGCCACUCAUGCGUGGCCGGGCCAAGAGACGAAUUUCCGAACCGCCAGCGCUUGGUACGCCCCGUUUUCGGAGCCGGACCUGCCAGUCGACGCCGGUCUCGCGCGCACCUCGCGAGUGCUCGAGCAUGUGCGUCGACUGGAUGAACGACAGACGGCGGCCAAUCAGAGCCCGGCUCGCAGCUCCACCAAGGCCGGACUCGGACUCGAACCCCGCGUGCCCAACGGAUCUGGGCGUGGCACGAAGGAGCGCAGCCGCGAGUCCCGUCGGUGCGGAGCGAGAAGCGCCGCCGCAUGUCGGCCGGCCUCGAGUCCCCCGGCGCCCGGUUGUAUCUCUUCGUCCAGCUCGUCGCCGAGCUCAGUCCGUACCCAGUCCCCGUUCCAGUCCCCCUCCCAGUCCAGGUCCCAGUCUCGGACGCGGACUCGGACCCGGACCCGCUCACGGUCUCGUCUCGCCAGUCUCUCUUCGGACAACUUGGCUGGCCCGCCGGAGCCGACACCACUUUGCCACGGAAUGCCGAGCAUUGAGGAGCGUUUAGCCGCACUUGGCGACUCUUUCGUCCCGAAGACCAAGCAAAAGUAA
Messenger RNA from Protopolystoma xenopodis, 633 nucleotides. The record is from the annotation of a GenBank genome assembly. NCBI's taxonomy places the organism in Eukaryota, Metazoa, Platyhelminthes, Monogenea, Polystomatidea, Polystomatidae.